Molecule: messenger RNA, 1893 nt
Organism: Talaromyces proteolyticus
Lineage: Eukaryota; Fungi; Ascomycota; Eurotiomycetes; Eurotiales; Trichocomaceae
Product: putative C6 transcription factor
Exons: 8
Coding region: 1-1893 (630 amino acids)
Biological process (GO): regulation of DNA-templated transcription
Cellular component (GO): nucleus
Molecular function (GO): zinc ion binding; DNA-binding transcription factor activity, RNA polymerase II-specific; transcription cis-regulatory region binding
Source: RefSeq, a predicted model, not a curated record
AUGAGUAUGACCGCGAAAUCGGCGCCCUCCAUGCGGAGCAAGAAAGCUUGCACAGAGUGUCGCCAGCAGAAGGCCAAAUGCGAUGCCUACCUCACCCCCAACGAGCCGUGCACGCGCUGUCGCAAGGUCGGCGCGCAAUGCGUGAUUUCGGAACCCUUCAAACGGGAACACAAGCGCAAACGGCUUUCGGAGCUCCAACAUGAAACCGAAGAACUGCGGAAAAAGCUUGUGUCUGGUCGUAUUAACACGCUUGCUUCGCCGAUUGCAGUUCUGACUACCGCUGCGGAGAUGAGCAGGACCCCGGAAAGUCUCAGAGUCUCUACGCCGUCUGGAUCCCCUCCACAGCCAACCACACGUCUCGAGAGGAGCCGAAUUGUGCCAGCGAACAUUCGCCCUGUCCCGGUGCUGUCGGCUGAGUUGCCCAUGGUGGAGGGUGAGACGCAGGCGAGGACGCUGAAUGGAAUCACUGUCGAAGCAGAAGAAAUCAACGAUCUUUUUCAAUUGUUUUUUCGCGAUUUUGCACCCUUCCUCUCCAUCCUCGAUCCUACCACGAGCCCUAAUUCUUACUAUGCGCAGUCGUCGCUGCUUUUCUGGACAGUGCUCGUGGUCUCAAGCAGAAGCUACAGCAAGAACCCUACACUUUUCGCCGCUCUCACACAGCCCGUUACCGACUUGAUACUUUUAUCCAUGUCGUCGAACGCGUCGCCCGUCGCCAAAAUCCAGUCGUUAAUCCUGAUGCUGACGUGGCCAUUCCCGAAGGUGGAGGUACUGUUCCCGCUCAGCGGGAUGAUGCUUCACUUCGCGAUGCAGAACGGUCUCCAUAUCCCAGUGGCCAGUCACGAAUUCGCGCGCAACCAUGAAAAGUCCAAGCAUAAAACGAGUGUUGAUACGCAGCGGCGGACAGAGUUAUGGGCGCAGUGUGUAGUAGUUUAUCAGCGGACUUGCUUACAAAAGGGUCAGCCGCCGCGAGCGAUGCUGGAUCUCGUUCCUGAAUCCGGCGCCAAGUUGUGCCAGCAAUUACCGCCGGUGUUGACGGUACAGCUUAAGUGUCUUGAUAUUGCUAGUAAAUGUUCUGUGGCGGUCUUUUCGACUGGAGUGCGCAAUCCGUCACUAGAGCACGAGCGGUCACUAAAUGUUUUAUUACGAACAUUUGAAAAUCAGCUAAAAGAUCUUGAAGACUCCUUUCCAGCUACUACAAACACACUAUACACAACUAUUGCCCGUCUUCAAAUCCAGGUAUUCCACCUCUACAAAGACCUAAGCGCACCACACGACGGCUGUUUCACGAUGCUAGCAAAAACGGCAUGCUCGGUGAUCGACCACGCCAAAAUCAUCUUCGACAGACCGGAGCUCCAUCCUGCGUGUCCCAUGUACAUCAUGAACAUCCUGGUCAUCGCAUGCUCGUGUCUGGUCCGGAUGUUGAAGAGCGUUGUUGCGCGAGACCUCGACGUGGAACAGUCCAAAUCCUGUCUCUUCACGGGCAUUAACCUGCUCAACUGCUUUUCCAUCGACCCGCAGGAUUUCGCCGCCAAAUGCUCAACGGUUGUCAAUCAGCUCUAUCACAGUCGCAAAGCAUUCCGCCGACCGGACGGGACAGAACACUCCACGCUGCGCAUUCGCAGUCGCCUGGUCAUGUCGCCCACCAUUGACUUGGUGUGGUGGUGGCGCGAUGAAUUUGACUCUGAGGGGAAAGAUGAGGAGGAUAGUGCUAAUAGAGGGGACGUCGACCCCUCUCCCGCCGACGCAUUCAACAUUGGCUCGGAGUUUGGCUUCCUCGAUAAUGAGUUCCUCACUGAUUUCGAGUGGGCGAUGAGCAGUGACUAUCUCCUCCCACCAGAACCAUACGCCAAUAUAGAGUGGACGACCACACCGGGUAUCUUACCGCCGAGUUGA